ACAACUUCACAUAUCUCGCCAAGAUAUAUCCUUCACGCUGGAAGUGAAUCGGACACUCGUUUUUCUGGUCUCUUCUUCGGGCCAGGGACCGCGCCGUCCAACUCGAGCAUUGAGUCGGCCACGAAGACCCAACCAAUACACCACCGAUGAACCACUUUCAAGUCGCACCCUCAUCCCUACACCCGUGGAGACGAAGAUGAAGAAGACGCAAUCUAACCCUGACAAGAAACGAGAUGGUAAACAACCCGCUAUGCCGUCGCCCUCUUCCUCAAGCUCUACUCCCCACAGAGCAACCGAAAAGGCCGCCGUCCGGGGCGCCUCGCUUCUCAUCUCUCUUCAGAUUGCGUCCCGUGCCGUGACCUUCAUCGCCAACCAGCUCCUUCUCCGCUAUCUGACCGCUUCUCUCCUGGGCUUAUCCGCCCAACUCGAGGUGUAUUACCUAUCCGUCCUCUUCUUUGCCAGGGAAAGCCUGCGCGUCGCCGUUCAGCGUCAGAAGACGACCACUUCCGGCCCAAACACCGCAGCGUCAGACGCCAGACGCACCAUCGGGACGAGUUAUCAGGCCGUUGUCAACCUGGGCUAUCUGGCCGUCCUUCUCGGCGCCUUCGUCGCUCCGGGUCUUGCCGCUCUGUACCUCUCCUCUGUGGAUGACUCCAUCUUCGCCUCGACCCCAUAUUUCCUUCUCUCGCUCCGCAUCUACGCCAUCGCCGCCAUCCUGGAACUCCUGUCCGAGCCCGUCUUCGUCCUACUGCAGGUCCGCUUGCAGUUCGGCCCACGCGCCACCGCCGAAUCCCUUUCCACUUUUUUCCGCUGCGUCGUCACACUCGGCAGCGCCGUAGUCUCCUCCCGUGCCGGCCUCGACCUGGGGCCUCUCCCCUUCGCCCUUGGUCAGCUGGCCUACGGCCUUGGCCUCCUCCUGGUCUACUUAUGGGUUGGCGCCGGCCUUGCCUCCGCCGAUGAUUUCUCCCUGCUUCCCCGGAAGCUGACCAACCUCGACACCGCGGCCAAAGACCACUACCUCUGGUCUUUUUUCUACCGUCCCACCGUCAGCCUCGCCUCCAGCAUGAUGGCCCAGAGCCUCGUCAAGCACGUCCUGACCCAAGGCGAUACCUUCCUCGUCUCCAUCCUCUCCACCCCGCAGGCCCAGGGCGUCUACGCCCUCGCCAACAAUUACGGAGGCCUGCUGGCGCGUCUGGUCUUCCAGCCCAUCGAGGAAAGCAGUCGUUCCUACUUUAGCCGCCUCCUCUCCUCUCAGGAGGGAAAAGCCAAAGAGGAAGGCGGAGCAGAGUCCUCCUCCUCCAACACGGCUAGCAAGUCCACCCUUGCCUCGCCAUCCAAAGAGGCGGUGCGUACAGCCGCCCAACACCUCCACAUCGUAUUCAAACUCUACGUCCUUCUUUCUACCGUCAUCGUCAGCGUCGGGCCCAUCGCCGCCCCUCCCCUCCUCUCGCUGAUCGCAGGCCGCCGCUGGGCCAGCGAAGGGGCGGGCGACGUCCUCGCCACGUAUUGCUAUUACAUCCCACUACUAGCCCUCAACGGGGUCGCCGAGGCCUUCGUCGCCUCCGUCGCCUCCGAGGCCCAAGUCCAUCGCCAAUCCGCCUGGAUGGGCGCCUUCUCCCUCGCCUUUGCCGCCGCCGGCUUCCUCUUCCUCCGCGUGCUCGGUCUCGGUGCCGCCGGCCUCGUCUACGCCAACUGCAUCAACAUGGCAUGCCGCAUCAUCUGGAGCUUGGCUUUCAUUGGUUCCUCCUUCGCCGAGCAGAACGUGCCCUUCUCCGUCUCCUCGCUACGGCCCUCCCCGAUAGGUGGUGUUGUCAUGUUUGUGGCGCCGCAGCUCAUUAGGAAUGUCACGGGAGUCACUUCUCGGAGCGCUGGUGGCUUGGGAGACGUUGUGAAGGUGGCGGUGGCGGCCGUUCCAUUCGUUCUUCUUGUACUAUUCGGCGAGCGCCGAAUCAUCCUCCAAUGUUACGAGUAUGUCAGAAAGGGAAAAACACCAUGAUUUUACGCUGAGGUUAUGAGUUGUUAACAAAGGCCCAUGGUGUAGAUUUGAGACGGCCAGGAAAGUUCUGUUCUCAUCCGUUCAUCCCUUAGAUACCCCCAAUC
Molecule: messenger RNA, 2100 nt
Organism: Sodiomyces alkalinus F11
Lineage: Eukaryota; Fungi; Ascomycota; Sordariomycetes; Glomerellales; Plectosphaerellaceae
Product: Rft-1-domain-containing protein
Exons: 2
Coding region: 197-1996 (599 amino acids)
Biological process (GO): glycolipid translocation; dolichol-linked oligosaccharide biosynthetic process
Cellular component (GO): endoplasmic reticulum membrane
Source: RefSeq, a predicted model, not a curated record